Molecule: messenger RNA, 1248 nt
Organism: Lolium perenne
Lineage: Eukaryota; Viridiplantae; Streptophyta; Magnoliopsida; Poales; Poaceae
Source: RefSeq, a predicted model, not a curated record
AGAUCCCAUCAAACAAGCUCUUUGAAAUGGAACAGUGUUUCUUCCUGAUUGACUUCCUUGUGGAAACUGAAGAUGAUGCUAUUGAUGUGGAGGAUGAUGAUGAUGAAGAUCCUGGACAGGGUAAUGAAGAUGAUGAUGUUGAUGAGGAUAAUGAGAUUGGAGAUGACUUCAAGACUAUGGACAAGGGAAAAAAUGAUGGAACCAACAGUAGGAUGGAGACAGAACCUUCCAUCCCUCCUGCUGGAAGAAGUGGUGCUAAUUCUGCUGUACAGCAGAACCUAGAGUCAUUUGUUCAGGGGAAGGUUUAUGGCAAGGAGCCUUGUGUUCUUGACAACAAUGCUCUGGUGCUAAGGAAUGCUGAGGAGAAUAUUGGAAAGAACCUCCUUCAACAUUUCGAUGAGGAGAGUGAUGAGGAAGCUGAAGUUGCUACACACAAGGGAGUUGAGUUGAUGAACAACAAUUCUACUCAUGUCAAGCCUCCUGUGGCAUGGAAGGAGAAGAAACAAUGGGGCCCUGUGCAAGCUACAAGGAUGAAUUCCAGGAUUCCAAGGGAUGGCAAAACUGUUAUUGAGAAGGCCCAAGAUCUCAAGAAGGCUAAAAACCUUGAAAUUCCUAAAGCUAAUCAGAGGAGGAGGAAGAAACAAAUUUGCCAGUUGCAAGGUGAUGAGGGUAUGGUGGAUGAUAACAAAGGGGAUGUGGAGACGCUUGGCUUGCAGCUGUGCUCAAUGGAAAAUCCUGCUGAAAGAAGAAGAAAAAGGAGAACUGAUGUCCAUGCUGAGCAAGCUGGAGGAUCUGGCCCGGAUGCCACCAAUGCUGUUGUGGCCGGAGCCUGGGUGACUCCACAGAAAAGAGCAAGGGCGACUCUGGAGGUCAGCGACAUGAACUGCUCGAGGGGCUUUGGUCCAAUGCUAAUCACUGCAGAAGACCUGGCGAGGACCCUGGAGGCCAACGACCUGAUCCUGGUGGGCGAUGGUGCAGGAUUCCAGGUCCUGGAUCGUCAGUAGGAGCGAGAGAAUUGGUGGUCUGAGGGUUCUUUGCUAAGCUCUUCUUUUUCUGAUGCUGUUUAUCUGGGUUUUCUCCUCUAGUGUGUUUCGUUUUGAUAUGUCAGUUAAUACUUUGGGCCUGUGUGCCGAUGUUGCAUGUAGUGAGGACUGAUGUGCUGUAAUGCUAAAACUCGUUGGAUGAUGUAGUUUGGUUUGGUUUCAAUAUAUUUGGAACCGGGGGUAUGCCCCUGUUUCUCUAAAAAAA